AUGCGCUCCACACCACCACUGCUGGCCCAUCGUCGCGUGCCCGCCGGCGCCAGUUCCCAUCAUAUCGGCAACACCCCCCAGGCGAAUCCAGGCACCAGUUCGACUUCGUUCUCCAACCACUACGGAUCUGGUAGCAUGUCUAUCAGCGAAGGCCAAAACGACGACAUACCGGACCUUGAUCUUACUAGCCACGGAUCCAGCCAACACGGUGGCGUGAGCAACCUGCCGGAGAACCCCAUCUUUCAUUACACCCAAAUGGCCCAGGAUCUCAACUUAUCACCAUCAUUACAUGGCAGCUCGGGCAAUUAUUUCAAUGCUGUCGACCAAGGUGAUGACUCUUCGGCAUCUUCUGACGUAGAGUCUACUUCACCCUCAAGCGUUUGGCUUGAUGACGAUAUCAUGGGCGAGGGUGAGAGCGGCAUGGACGAAGGAGGUAAUAGUUUAUACCCCUCGCAUAUUUUCCCUAAUUUCAAUGAAGAGAAUGCGCUUGAAGUAUCAGUGGUGGUAGUUGACACUGAUGGAUCCAAUGGCUCAGAUCCAGACUCUACGGAUGAAGACGACGCCGCGCCGCACCAACCUCCAAUCUUUGUUGCCUUGCCCAUGAAUCCGCUGGUAUUCCCACAAAACCUUUACCCAAAUGGGUUCCCGGAUGCUCUCACGUUCCCAGGUGCCCCGCCGCUGGCCCCUGGCGAGGAUGACCUCCCACCACUAAUGCUAAGCUCAGGGAGUUCUGAAAUCACAGGGUCUCAAAACUACGGCUUACUUGACUUCCUUCGUUAUUGGGCUCGCUACGGAGCAAAUCAUCAGAAAAAGGACCCCGACUUCCAAAUCCCGAAUAUUCAUCGCAUGAUGGACCACAUAAGUCGGAGUGUAAGCCGAGUCUCGUAUUCAGAUCUCAAUGGAGACAAAUGCGAUAUGCAAGGCCUUGACUGGGAAAGCAUGGGGGUGACCCGAACGACGGCGAGGAUCACACGAAACAAAGUCUACAAGAAUUAUACCAAUAUCCCAAAAACGGAUUCUAUUACAAGGGAUCAACCAGACGCUUUUAUCCCCCCAUCGGAGAGCUACUUUCGGUAUCGCCAAACGAUAAUGCGUUCGGAUGUUCUUCUGUCCCAUUUCCAGCUCCGUUCCGUCCUUGCCUGCCCUUCUCGGUCACAGGUCUACUACGCGACCCGUCGAGGUAUCAAUCGACUGAACCCUGUAUCGAAGAGGACGGACUUGGCCAUGAAUGUCAGAUCCUUUGGUUCACCGCUACGUACUGUCACGGCUCUUGACGCAACUUCUGAGGUGCUGGUGGGUGGAACCUUCAACGGAGAUUACUGCAUCAAACCAAUCCACGCCGAGGACACCCAGAGACCCUCUGAAGGCCGAAUUACUGGUGAUUCGGGUUCCAUCACUACUCAUAUCCAGAUCCAUACCACGCGCCGUUCUUCGUCGCCCGUUGCCGCGAUCGCCAGCAACGAUAAUGGUCUGAGAAUGCUGGACCUGACAACUGAGCAGUUCAUCUCGGAAAGCUUUUACCCCUCCGCUUUGAACUGUUCUGCCAUUUCGCCGGAUCGUCGACUUCGGGUACUUGUAGGUGAUACCCCGAAGAUCAGCAUCGUCAACGCCGACACCGGUGCAGUCGAGGUGACGCUCAAGGGUCAUCGCGACUACGGAUUUUCCUGCGACUGGUCCGAUGACGGGGUGACAGUGGCAACAGGCUUCCAGGACAGGCGUGUCAAGAUUUGGGACGCCCGGAAGUGGACAGAUUCCAGCGGUAAUAGCACUCCAGUCAUGAGCAUACUGACUGAGCUGUCCAGUGCUCGAAGCCUCAAGUUUUCACCACUUGGCAGUGGUGAGCCGGUCCUUGUUGCGGCAGAGGAGGCGGAUUACGUCAACAUAAUCGAUGGUAAGACGUUCCGGAAGAAACAGACCAUCGAUAUAUUUGGAGAGGUUGGCGGCGUAGCCUUCACCGAGGAUGGCCAACAAUUGAAUGUCCUGGUCAGCGACACCCGCAGAGGUGGCCUCAUCCAGUUCGACAGAUGCGGGCUGCUUCACUCCAGUCGAUUUACCCAUCCUCUUUCGAAUUUCCGGCAUUUCUAG
Messenger RNA from Clonostachys byssicola, 2085 nucleotides. The record is from the annotation of a GenBank genome assembly. NCBI's taxonomy places the organism in Eukaryota, Fungi, Ascomycota, Sordariomycetes, Hypocreales, Bionectriaceae.